AUGGUGUCGCCACGACGCCAUCGCGGCGCUGGAGUGCCAGGUGUUUUGAAUUCUUCAGCCUGUGAUAAACUCAAUUGUGCAAAGCUUUCAAACUUUUCUCUCCAAGACCUCAAAAAGGCCUUUAAAGGGAGACAGCAAAUGGUGUGGGUAUUUAUCAUGAACCGAAUGAAUUCCCAGAGCAGUGCCUUUACUCAACGAAGGCGAAUGGCCCUUGGAAUUGUUAUUCUCUUACUUGUGGAUGUGAUAUGGGUUGCUUCUUCAGAACUUACUUCAUAUGUUUUUACUCAGUACAAUAAACCAUUCUUCAGCACCUUUGCAAAGACAUCGAUGUUUGUUUUAUAUCUCUUGGGCUUUAUUAUUUGGAAGCCAUGGAGGCAACAGUGCACACGAGGAUUUCGUGGAAGACAUGCAGCUUUUUUUGCAGAUGCUGAAAGUUACUUUGCUGCUUGCACUACAGAUAAUACCAUGAAUAGUUCUUUGAGUGAACCUCUCUAUGUUCCUGUGAAAUUUCAUGACUUGGCAAAUGAAAAAUCUGAAAGUACAAAUGGUGAGAAUGAAAAAACACCCAAAAAAUCUCGUGUAAGAUUCAGUAAUAUUAUGGAGAUCCGACAACUUCCAUCAAGUCACGCACUGGAAGCCAAGUUGUCUCGAAUGUCAUAUCCUGCUGUGAAAGAGCAAGAAUCAAUCCUGAAAACUGUAGGGAAGCUUACUGCAACUCAAGUAGCAAAAAUUAGCUUUUUCUUUUGCUUUGUGUGGUUUUUGGCAAAUUUCUCAUAUCAGGAAGCACUUUCAGACACACAAGUUGCUAUAGUUAAUAUCUUGUCUUCAACUUCUGGGCUUUUUACUUUAAUCUUAGCUGCAGUGUUUCCAAGUAACAGUGGAGACAGAUUUACUCUUUCUAAACUGUUAGCUGUCAUUUUAUGCAUUGGAGGUGUUGUGCUGGUAAACCUUUCAGGGUCUGAGAAAUCUGCUGGAAAAGAUACAAUAGGUUCUAUUUGGUCUCUUAUUGGUGCCAUGCUCUAUGCUGUCUAUAUUGUUAUGAUUAAGAGAAAAGUAGACAGAGAAGAUAAGUUGGAUAUACCAAUGUUCUUUGGUUUUGUAGGCCUCUUUAAUCUGCUGCUGUUAUGGCCGGGCUUCUUUUUACUUCAUUAUACUGGAUUUGAGGCCUUUGAGUUUCCCAAUAAAUUAGUAUUAAUGUGCAUUGUUAUUAAUGGCCUAAUUGGAACAGUUCUCUCAGAGUUGCUGUGGUUAUGGGGCUGUUUUCUUACCUCAUCCUUGAUUGGCACACUUGCAUUAAGCCUUACAAUACCUCUGACCAUAAUAGCAGAUAUGUGUUUGCAAAAGGUGCAAUUUUCCUGGUUAUUUUUUGCAGGUGCCAUUCCUGUGUUUUUUUCAUUUUUCAUUGUAACUCUCCUAUGCCAUUAUAAUAAUUGGGAUCCAGUGAUGGUGGGAGUUAGAAGAAUUUUUGCCUUUAUCUGUAGAAAACAUCGAAUUCAGAGAGUCACAGAAGAUAGUGAACAGUGUGAGAGUCUUAUUCCUUUGCACAGUGUUUCUCAGGAGGAUGGAGCUAUUUGCUGUUCAUAAUAGCUUGAUGAUGAAGCACUAUACAGUGAAGAGACAAUCUCCGACAAGGAUAUAUAGAAAAAUAUUUCAGUGCCUACUCCAAAUUAAAAAUAAUAGUUUCA
Messenger RNA from Gracilinanus agilis (Agile Gracile Mouse Opossum), 1685 nucleotides. It is a transcript of the gene SLC35F5, whose product is annotated as solute carrier family 35 member F5. Gene Ontology annotation, biological process: regulation of peptide transport. The transcript has 16 exons. Gene Ontology annotation, cellular component: membrane. Bases 1 to 1584 code for a protein of 527 amino acids. The record is from RefSeq and is a predicted model, not a curated record. NCBI's taxonomy places the organism in Eukaryota, Metazoa, Chordata, Mammalia, Didelphimorphia, Didelphidae.